CCCUGGCAGGAAAUUUCGCCUGCCGCAUUGUCUUCGGGUUCCGGCAGAAGCAGCAAUGGUUUGCAGUUUUGGAGGACUGCUACUGUGGGAUUGAAUUGCCGCCCGCGGGCAGUGCUGUGGGGUUUUUAGUUUUGGGCAAGCGCCUCCAGCUUCCUUUGGCCUUGCAGCGUUUGGCUGUUGCUUUUGCCGUUUUUGAUUGUGGCACCGUGUCGCUGCGAGAGAUGGCCCGACAGGCAAAGCCACCCCAGGAGCCAUUGGGCUUGCUAACCUUGCUGUUCAUUUUUGGCCACGGUUCUCAAUCUGUUUGGUCCAAGCUGGCACCUGCUGCCACCAUAUGCGUUGCUGAGUCCGGUCGUUUCAUGGUUGCAAUGAAGUCAACCGAGCUGCAAGCCUUAAGUCAGCGCAUCUACUUAGCUGAAAAAAGGCUGAAGAGAAGCCUGGCCAGCCACAAGCGUUUGUGCGAGAAGCAUUCCUGGGAAACAUUGUUGGUUCUGAUUUGGGGAGGUCAUGACAUGGAAGCAGCUGUGCAAUUUCUGCGUGCGAAACAUACCGAACCCAUACCGUUUGACGUUGAAGAAGCAGAGACAGAAAUCCUGCGCAUGUACGCAGAGUGCCGUGCAACUGCCUUAGUUCGCUUAGUCAUAGACCCUCCUGCCCGCGAUGCUGCAAAAGUAGCGGACUUUUUGGUGCAGUACCGCUUGUGGUUGUGGACGCGCUGCCAGAACUGCAGAGGUGUAGCCCCAGGACGUUUGCAUUUGAUGCGGCAAGCAACCAAAGAGAUUCCUGUUGGCAUUCCCGCGGCAGCUGCGCAAGUGCUUUUGCGCCGCUUCCAAGGUGCGCCUCGGCUACAGAGACAUUGGUGUCGCAAGUUCCGCUUGCGUUGGAAAGCGCGGCUUGGCCGAUUGCCACUUCAUCCCGCCAUACCAGAAGCUGAGCUUCGAGAGAAGGCGAUGGGUUUCUAUCGCUGGAUGAAUCACGUUGUCUUCACUGCGAAUGAGCCGCUGGUGAUCAACAUGGAUGAAUGCUCGCUGAAGCUCACUUUGACUGGACUUUCUGGGACCAUAGCCGACGUCCAUGCUGGUCAGAAGGCAACACUAGCUGCAUGCAGAGGGGCCAUGACGCUCAUGUCAUGUGUGUCGUCUGAUACAAGUCUCAACCAACGCCUGCCACAGAUAGUCCUUGGAAACCAGCACCAUCUGUCCAAGCGCGUCUUGGCUGCCAUUGCCGCAGAUGCAAAGCUGACAGGAAGCAACUUGCAGAUUUGGUGUGAGCAGUCGUCUUGGGUGACUGUGGACGUUAUGCUGAAGUUUCUGCAUUCUUUGAGCGUAGCCGUGGACGCCCUGAAGUGCCCACAUCGCACCAUUGUGCUCGUGAUGGAUAUGGCGCCGCCGCAUCUAGCAGCCCCGGUUGCUCGUGCUAUUCGAGACAGAGGCUGGCGUGCUGUGCUUGUACCGGCAAAAUGCACGCCGUUCCUGCAGCCGCUUGACACUUGUGUUUUAGCUGUGUUGAGGAAAACCAUGGCUGAAUGUUGGGUGACAGCUAAAGGGGAGCUCCUGAAUGGAAACAUGACCACGUUGGAGUGGUUGCGUGUGACGGAGGAGUCAGUGCGGAGACGGAGGAGUCAGUGCGGAGAACAAUCUCUGACAGAGAUUGGUCCCACGCUUUUUUGCAAACAGGUUCUGCGUGAAGAGCUCGAUACCUUGAAAGCCAAGCGACAAGAGCUGCGCAAAGAAAUCAGUGCCACUUGGCGAGUUGGGGGCGUGGCAUCAGAUACUUUUUGGCAACUGUGA
Messenger RNA from Cladocopium goreaui, 1790 nucleotides. The record is from the annotation of a GenBank genome assembly. Lineage: Eukaryota; Dinophyceae; Suessiales; Symbiodiniaceae.